CAGCAAUGUACAGCGGUAUAUGCAUCUGUGUGUUCCUUGCUGUGCUCUCGGUGAGCUCGUUCGGACAGCAAACUGUGGGCUUGCACAAUGGGAAUCCCCUGGCUGCUGAGCUUGAGCAGAGCUUGACAGAACAUCAACGGCAGAUCCGCGCCCCUUCAUCUGCUGGCCCGCUGAAACCUCUGCCACGGCUGGAUGGAAGCAUUGACCAAAGAGCUAACAUAGGUGCUUUGUUGGCCAAGUAUCUCCAGCAAGCCAGAAAAGGUCCCACUGGAAGACUCUCAGUUAUGGGAAACAGGGUACAGAGCAUUGAUCCUACGCACAGGAUAAAUGACAGAGACUACAUGGGCUGGAUGGAUUUUGGACGCCGUAGUGCUGAAGAAUACGAGUACUCUUCCUAAAGAACAGCAAACUAUAGCAACAGAAAAAAAAAAAAAUCACACUCCCAUGUCUGUACAGAAAGAGAAAAAUUAAUUUGUUUUCCUCUUUGAAUCAGUGUUUUAAAAUAUAUCAUGUAUUUGAUGUAAAUUUGUCUGUCAGACUAUACAAUGCAAUAUAUACAUAUGCAGAAUUUUCCAUAAAAUGUUUUCUUUCUUUUGUGGUUUCUCAUACAUCGAUAUUACAUUAAAAUGAUUUCACAUACCCAUUCUUGUCCUG
Molecule: messenger RNA, 654 nt
Organism: Falco peregrinus (peregrine falcon)
Lineage: Eukaryota; Metazoa; Chordata; Aves; Falconiformes; Falconidae
Gene: CCK
Product: cholecystokinin
Exons: 2
Coding region: 6-398 (130 amino acids)
Biological process (GO): digestion
Cellular component (GO): axon; extracellular region
Molecular function (GO): neuropeptide hormone activity
Source: RefSeq, a predicted model, not a curated record